UGUUACUCAUGCCCAGGGACUCCACAAUUUCCAGAGGAUGAUGAUGACACUCUUCUCCUGUUUCUGAUUCCCAAACGUUGCCUCCGUCUGUGAAGUAACUCUAUUUUGCCUUAAUUUUUGCUAAUAACCGUGUGUAAUUGUCUUGAAUCUGCAAUUACGAGGGGACGAGCCAAAAAAACAAGAAAAAACAAAGAGAUGUGGAUUUUUGGGUGGAAAGGGCCUUCUGGAUACUCCGCUCGCUCUACAGCUGAAGAAGUAACUCAGGGAAUCGAUGGAACUGGUUUCACUGCCAUUGUCACAGGUGCCUCUAGUGGUAUUGGCAUGGACACUGCAAGAGUUCUUGCUUUACGUGGAGUCCAUGUCGUUAUGGCCGUGAGGAACGUGGAUGCCGGUAGGAGUGUCAAAGAAGCUAUACUAAAGGAACUCCCAUCUGCUAGGAUUGAUGUGAUGGAGUUGGAUCUCAGCUCUAUGGCAUCUGUUAGGAAAUUUGCGUCAGAUUAUCAAGCAUCCGCUCUUCCCUUGAAUCUCCUUAUUAAUAAUGCAGGGGUAAUGGCAUGUGCCUUCACGAUUUCCCCAGACAACAUAGAACUACACUUUGCAACAAACCAUAUAGGUCAUUUUCUUCUGACAAAUCUUUUGUUAGAGACUAUGAAGAAAACGUCACAGGAAAGCAAUACAGAAGGAAGGAUAGUUAUUGUGUCCUCAGAGGUUCACCGCUUUGCAUACCGAGAAGGAAUUCGUUUUGACAAAAUAAAUAGCAAAUCAGAGUACAAUACUAUACAAGCCUAUGGACAGUCGAAGCUGGCUAAUAUAUUACAUGCGAACGAGCUUGCAAGGCACUUAAAGGAAGAAGGGGUGCAGAUAACUGCUAAUUCACUUCAUCCUGGAGCUAUAGCAACCAAUCUUCUUCGCCACCAUGGCAUUCUCAAUGGUAAGUCUGCAUUUAGAUCAACACUGGCAAGCUCUCUUGGAAAAUUGUUCCUAAAAAAUGUUCAACAGGGAGCAGCAACCACAUGCUAUGUGGCUCUGCACCCACAAGUGAAGGGGGUUAGCGGAGAAUACUUUAUGGACAGUAAUAAAGCCAAAGCAAGCUCUCUUGCGCAAGAUGCAGAACUGGCAAAGAAACUACGGGAUUUCAGCAUAAGCCUCAUCAACUCCAAAUUGUAAGGUUCCGCUUGGACACAUUGCAUAAUAAUCUUUAUGAGUCAAGAGAACCAGGUUGUUUCUUGCUUCUGAUGAACAAGAUAUGAAGAGCCAUAUACUGUUAGCUUCAUGGAGAUGAGCAUAGUUCAAUAUGUUGGAAGGUCAAUCGUCGUGCUCAAAUUUCUCUGAACAUAGCUCGUUGAGAUAGGAGAGUGGAAUGAUUGCAUUACUGUUUGUGGAUGCUGCAUGCUGCAGUAGUACCCAUUGCCUAUACUUCUUGACAAUUAUCCGUACAUAUUAAUACUUCUGUAGACGCCAAAUUUUUUCAACUGA
This is a messenger RNA of Syzygium oleosum, 1476 nucleotides long. Its product is annotated as short-chain dehydrogenase TIC 32, chloroplastic-like. The record is from RefSeq and is a predicted model, not a curated record. Bases 196 to 1167 code for a protein of 323 amino acids. NCBI's taxonomy places the organism in Eukaryota, Viridiplantae, Streptophyta, Magnoliopsida, Myrtales, Myrtaceae. The transcript is spliced from 8 exons.